Messenger RNA from Styela clava, 6401 nucleotides. RefSeq lists its product as uncharacterized. Gene Ontology annotation, biological process: carbohydrate metabolic process. Gene Ontology annotation, molecular function: hydrolase activity, hydrolyzing O-glycosyl compounds. Lineage: Eukaryota; Metazoa; Chordata; Ascidiacea; Stolidobranchia; Styelidae. The record is from RefSeq and is a predicted model, not a curated record.
AAUGCCCAUCUUCAGCAAGCAACUACUUAUUUCUUUAAAAGGUGGACUCAGGAAGAACAGGAUUAGUUAUAGAACAGGUUGGAAACAAAGGAGAGAAAUAUGAAUGGAAAAUAUAUAUGCACAGUGCUACUCGUGAUAUGUGUCUUUUUGACCCAUUGCACAAAUUGUUUAAAACAAGUUGACCAGGAAAUUCGAAAAAAGAGAUCAACCUUCGGACGAUGCAGAUACAGUUCACCUUCUGGAAUACCAGUGAAAAAUCCAUCACAAACAAGAAUCAAAUUUUUACCGAACAGAGAUGGAACAAAAUACAAUUACAACGAAGUACUUCACAAAUCUAUACUUUUCUACGAAGCGCAACGAUCGGGUUAUUUACCCAAAAAUAAUCGAAUUCUUUGGCGAGGUGAUUCGGGUCUGAAAGACGGAUGCGAUAUAAAAGUAGACUUGACCGGUGGUUGGUACAAUGCCGGCGACUUGAUGAAAUUCAAUUUUCCGAUGGCAUUUACAUUAACAAUGUUAUCAUGGGGAGGAAUACAGUUUCGAGAUGCAUACGAAGAUGCUGGGGAAAUUCAAAAUCUGAUUCAAACAAUCAAAUGGGGAACAAAUUACUUUAUAAAAUGUCACAUAUCAAAGUAUGAGUUAGUUGGACAGAUAGGACAUGGAAAAACCGAUCAUGAAAAUUGGGGAAGACCGGAAGAACUCAGCAUAUCAAGACCAACCCGUACAAUCACUGCUAGAAAACCAGGCUCAGAACUUGCCGGUGAAACUGCUGCGGCAUUGGCCGCAUCCUCGAUGUUGCUCGAGAAAGUAGACAAGAAACUGUCUGCCUCUGCACUUGAUCACGCGAAGGAAUUGUUUGAAUUUGCCGAUAAGUACAGAGGGGCUUAUCACAAUGCAAUACCUGAUGCAGCUUCAUAUUACCAAUCAUUUUCUGGUUACGAAGAUGAGCUAGCGUGGGCGGCUGCCUGGUUAUUCAAAGCAACAAAGAACGAAACGUAUUUGGAAAUUUCUAAAACCAUUUACAAUAAAAUAAGAAAGCAAUUUUCCACAGAAGAAUACUUUUCGUGGGAUUCCAAAUUUAUUGGAGUUCAAGCAUUAUUGGCUGACAUAACGGGAGAUUCUUUGUACAGAAAUGCAUUAUCUGUUUAUCUCGAUGGAUUAGAAAAUACACCAACAACCCCUGAAGGGCUGUAUUACUUGGAUGAAUCAGGGCCAAACAGAUAUGCAGGAAACGCAGCGCUCCUAUGCGUAUUCGGAGCAUCUAUUUCUCCAGCACUUCCAAGAAAAGAAUCCUACAUCACGUGGGCAGAAAAGCAGAUUGGUCUUUUAAUUGGAAGUUCAGGACAAAGUUUUCUAAUUGGGUUCGGAAAAAAUUAUCCAAAAAGAGCUCAUCACAGAUCAAGCUCGUGUCCCCCUUACCCAGAAAAAUGCGAUUGGUCAACGUAUCAUUCAACCAAAGCCAAUCCUUUCCUAUUAUAUGGGGGAUUAGUAGGAGGACCUGAUAAAAACGGUUUAUUUAACGACAAAAGAGACGAACAUCAACAAAAUCAAGUUGCGUGCAAUUAUAACGCUGGAUUUCAAUCAGCUGUAGCAGGACUAAAACAUUUUGCAAUGAAAAAACGAAUCAAAUCGGGAAAGCCUGCAAAACCGAAUGUUUUAACAACUGCUGCUACAACAGUACCGACAACAAGACCAAUUACGCCAAGUAGGGCAGAAAGAUUCAGGUGUUCAACUAACGCUGACGAUGGAAUUCUUCCCUCAAACCCAAUGCAAACUAGUCCAAAAUUCAAAGCUAACGAAGACGGAACAAAGUACAACCUCAAUGAAGUUUUGCACAAGUCGAUUUUAUUUUAUGAGGCACAAAGAGCAGGAAAGCUUCCACGAAACAACAGAAUUCCAUGGAGAGGAGAUUCAGCUUUAAAAGAUGGCUGUGAUGUCAAGACUGAUCUGUCUGGUGGAUGGUAUGACGGUGGCGACUAUGUAAAAUUUGGAUUACCAAUGGCAUUUACCGUGACCACUUUGUCCUGGGGAGGAAUUCUUUUUCGUGACUCAUAUGACGAUGCAGGAGAACUAGAAAAUUUAAUAGAAUCUAUCAAAUGGGCAACAGAAUAUUUAAUUAAAGCUCACAUAUCAAAAUAUGAAUUUAUUGGUCAGAUCGGAAGCCCAAAAACGAUACACUCAUUCUGGGGUCGAGCAGAAGCCAUGAAUAUGGAUCGUCCGUCUUACAAAAUAACUGCUGAAAAUCCUGGUACAGAAGUGGUCGCGGAAUCAGCAGCGGCGUUAGCGGCAUCUUCGAUAUUCUUAAGCAAAACAGAUCCAGCUCUAUCGAAAGAGGCAUUGAAGCACGCAAAAGAACUUUAUGAAUUUGCUGAUAAGUAUAGAGGGACUUAUAUAUACGCCAUUCCUCAAGUUUCGGAAUAUUACGAUUCUCAUUCGGGAUACAACGAUGAAUUGAUAUGGGGAGCACUAUGGUUAUACAAAGCAACAAAUCAAAAAAAAUAUUUGAACAAAGCUAUUAAGACAUACAACAAAUCAAUGAGCGAAUUUGAAACUGAAGUCAGUUUCACCUGGGAUGCAAAAUUCAUCAGUAGCCAGGCUCUUUUAGCAGAAAUUACAGGAGAUGAUAUUUAUCGCACGCCGUUUUCACAAUAUUUGGAUACUUUAGAAGCGGCUACAACUACACCACAAGGACUGUAUUACUUUGGUGAUUGGGCUCCAAAUCGGUAUACUGGUGGUGCAGCGUUCAUGGCUGUUUUUGGUGCAUUAUUGGAACCGCCGCUUCCAGGAAGAAGCAGUUACUAUGAGUGGGCUAAAAAUCAAAUCAACUUGCUAUUGGGGGAUGCAGGGCAGAGCUACAUGGUCGGAUUUGGAGAUACUUAUCCGCAAAGGGUUCAUCAUAGAUCAAGCUCCUGUCCACCACGCCCGGAAAACUGCGAUUGGUCAACAUAUCAUUCUCCGAGUGCAAAUCACUUUAUAUUGUACGGUGCAUUGGUUGGAGGACCAAAAAGUGAUGGAUAUUUUCGAGACGAAAGACAUGUGUUUGAGGGAAGUCAAGUGGGAAUUGACUACAACGCUGGAUUUCAAUCAAGUGUUGCCGGAUUAAAGCAUAUAGCGAUCUUAAUAAAACAAGGCAUAUGGAAAGUGUCUAGUGUACCUCAACAACGACAGGAUAUGAUAUCAGAAAAAGUGAGAUGCGCGCCUACGUCAAGGGAGGGGGUUCCAGUAUAUGGAGCCAUUCAAACUGCAAUCAACUUUAAACCAAAUACAGACGAUACUAAAUACAACUACAAUGAAGUUCUCCACAAGUCAAUUCUUUUCUAUGAAGCGCAGCGAUCCGGACCUCUACCAUCUAAUAACAGAAUACCCUGGCGUGGGGACUCUGGUUUGAAAGACGGGUGUGACAAAAAUGUUGAUGCUACUGGUGGAUGGUAUGCCGGUGGAGAUCACGUAAAAUUCAAUUUUCCAAUGGCAUUUUCCUUAACGACACUGGCUUGGGGAGGAAUCCAGUUUCGAGAUGCUUAUAAAGAUGCAGGAGAAUAUCAUAACAUGAUCGAUUGUAUGAAAUGGACAGUAGAAUAUUUUAUCAAAUGCCAUGUCUCCAAAUAUGAACUAAUAGCACAGGUUGGCAGCGUACAAGAUGAUCAUAAUUAUUGGGGCAGAGCCGAAGAAUUAAAAAUGGCGCGUCCUACGUAUAUGAUCACCAAAGAAAAUCCAGGAACAGAAUUAGCUGCUGAAGUGGCUGCUGCUUUGGCAGCAUCCUCAAUAUUUUUCAACGAAUCCUACAAAAGUAUUGCUGGAGAAGCUUUGGAACAUGCAAAAGAACUUUUUGAGUUUGCUGAUUUAUAUAGAGGUUCAUACGGCAAUAGCAUUCCAGCUGCGUCAUACAGUUCAUAUUAUGGAUUUGAGGAUGAACUAAUAUGGGCUGCAAGUUGGUUGUACAAAGCUACUGGGAACAAAGAAUAUUUAUACAAAGCUAUACGAAUGUAUGAUGCCGUCACCGAUGAAAUGAAACAAGAAUUUUCGUGGGAUUAUAAACUCGUUGGGGCAGUUGCAUUACUUGCUGAUAUUACCAAAGAGGAUAAAUAUAGGACCAGAUUUUCAGAAUACCUAAACAAUCUGCAAAAUUCUACAACAACACCUAAAGGACUUUACCACUUUGACAAUGGGCCUCCAAAUCGAUACACAGGAAGUGCUGCAUUUAUGUCUAUUAUCGGUGCCAACUUGAAACCGACAUUGCCUCGAGCUUAUUCUUAUAUGGAAUGGGCAGAAAAGCAAGUUGGAAUGCUGCUUGGAGAUAAUGGAAUGAGUUAUGUGAUUGGUUUCGGAGAAAAUUAUCCGCUCAUGCCGCAUCAUAGAUCAAGCUCAUGUCCUCCAUAUCCUCAAAGAUGCGAUUGGCAAACAACAUAUCAUUCUUACGAUUUCAAUUAUUAUAUUUUGUUUGGUGCUUUGGUUGGUGGACCAGACAAAACUGAUUACUAUAGAGAUAGCAGAGAGGCUUUUGAAAACAGUCAAGUCGCAUGCGAUUACAAUGCCGGAUUCCAGUCCGCUGUAGCAGGGCUAAAAGCGGAAGCGAUGCGUACUAGAAGCAAGCGCGAGCCUGAACCUUCGACGUCUCCUCGUCCAGUUGCUAUGGUGGGAAGAUUCUUUUUCAGAAUUAUAAAUAUCAAAACUACACCGGUACCACCCCCAACAAGAAAUCCAAAUUUUGUAACAGAAAGCAGAAGAUGUGCAGGAAGUGCUCCAGCGGGAACACCAGUGUUUAGAGGAACUCAAACACCAUUACAUUUCAAACCAAAUAACGAUAGAUCGGCGCAUAAUUACAAUGAAGUUUUGCACAAAUCAAUUCUCUUCUUUGAAGCUCAGAGAUCAGGUAAGUUGCCGUCCAGCAAUAGAAUACCAUGGAGAGGAAAUUCUGGACUGAAAGAUGGCUGCGAUAUUGGAGUUGAUCUAUCUGGUGGAUGGUAUGAUGCUGGCGACUUUGUGAAAUUUGGAUUUCCAAUGGCAUUUUCUCUUACAACACUCGCGUGGGGUGGAAUCCACUUUCGCGAUGCUUAUAAAGACGCAGGGGAAUAUCACCAUAUGGUUGAAGCUGUUAAAUGGCCAACAGAAUAUUUCAUCAAAGCGCAUUUGUCCAAAUAUGAACUUGUGGCGCAGGUUGGGAACGGCAAACAAGAUCAUAGCAACUGGGGGAGGCCUGAAACCAUGUCCUCCAAUCGACCAACGUAUAAAAUAACGGCUGAAAAACCUGGUAGUGAUCUAGCUGCAGAAACAGCGGCUGCACUGGCAGCCGCGUCCAUCUUUCUUGACGAAACUCAUCCGAAACUGGCAGCUAAAGCACUGGCACACGCUCAAGAAUUGUUUGAAUUUGCUGACACUUAUAGAGGGUUAUAUCACAAGUCAGUCCCGGAGGUUGCUGAAUUUUAUAAAUCGUUUUCUGGAUACGAGGAUGAAUUAAUAUGGGGUGCUGCAUGGUUAUACAAAGCAACCAAAAAUGAAAAAUAUUUAAUAAACGCAACUGAAAAUUACAACAACAUGAAGGACGUUGUAGAGAUACAAUACCAUUGGGACAGAAAACUAUCCGGUGCACAGGUAUUGCUCGCUGAUUUAACUGGAAACGCAAUAUUCCGGAAACCACUUAUUGGUUAUUUGAAUAUUAUGUUAGAUGGUGACACUACUCCACAAGGGUUGUAUUAUCACACAGAAUGGGGACCGAAUCGUCAUACAGCUGGUGCUGCCUUUAUAGCAAUGGUGGCAGCAACGCUGGAGCCGCCACUACCAAGGCGUGGUGAAUAUUUGAAAUGGGCUCGAAAACAAGUUGGUUUAUUAUUGGGAAAUGGGGGAAGAAGCUUUGUCGUUGGUUACGGGAAACGUUCGCCUACUUCGCCACAUCACCGAUCCAGUACUUGUCCACCUUAUCCUCAACGUUGUGAUUGGUCGACAUACAACUCUGCAGUAAAGAAUCACUUCACUUUAUAUGGCGCCCUGGUAGGAGGACCCAACAAAAAAGGAAUCUACCACGACAAACGAAAUAAUGUAAAGGAAUCAGAGGUUGCCUGUGAUUACAAUGCUUGUUUCCAGAGCGCUAUUGCAGGGAUGAAACAUUUUGCUAUCAAGGACAGAUCAAAACCCACAACAACAACGAAACCACCAAUUACUACAGCGACUUCACCAAAAACGACUACUAUUACUCAACUAGAAGUUACUACGAAGAAAAAGAGACCGAAAGGCAGAAUAGUAAAAAGAGUAAAAUGUAAACCAAAAGACAGCCCUAGAUGCAAAAAGGCGCGAGCUCGUGCACAAAAGCGAACUGUUGCUUAAAUUUAAUAAAAUUGUGGGAAAAUCUCAGUUUGAUGAAAAUGCAGCGACGAAUUCACACAAUUAUUAAUAAAAUUUUGUUGAAUGUA